CAUCUGCAUUCUAUAAAAAGAUUGUAACUGAUUUUGAUGAUCUAAAAAAUAUAUUGUCAAUAUUAAUAGAAAAGAUAUUAUGUGUUAAGUAUAAUGAUAUAAUCGUAAUGUCAUUAAUAAUUGCAAUAUUCUCAUGGAAUGAAGCGCAAAGGGCACUGAAAUAUUACAUAUCGAGUAUUUCGUCAAAUAAUUUGGAACUAAGAAUAUCAGAAAAUCAAUGGCAGAAAUUGAUUAAAAGAGUUAAAAAAUAUGGCAGCGGAAAAUGUAAAAAUUAUAUGAAUAGGCUUAUUCUGCAACAAGUUAAAAUUAGUGAAAAUGCAUCAGAUAAAUCUCCCACGACGCUUAAUACUUUGAUAGGUGGUUUAGAAUGUUGUUGGGCUUUAAUAUUAAAGUCUGAUGUACAAAUAAUGGGAGUCAAAAGCAUAGAGAUAUUAUAG
Molecule: messenger RNA, 437 nt
Organism: Ceratina calcarata
Lineage: Eukaryota; Metazoa; Arthropoda; Insecta; Hymenoptera; Apidae
Exons: 2
Coding region: 108-437 (109 amino acids)
Source: RefSeq, a predicted model, not a curated record